Messenger RNA from Condylura cristata (star-nosed mole), 358 nucleotides. It is a transcript of the gene CCL5, whose product is annotated as chemokine (C-C motif) ligand 5. Lineage: Eukaryota; Metazoa; Chordata; Mammalia; Eulipotyphla; Talpidae. Gene Ontology annotation, cellular component: extracellular region. The record is from RefSeq and is a predicted model, not a curated record. Gene Ontology annotation, molecular function: CCR chemokine receptor binding; chemokine activity. The coding region runs from base 16 to 291 and encodes 91 amino acids. Gene Ontology annotation, biological process: positive regulation of T cell chemotaxis; G protein-coupled receptor signaling pathway; monocyte chemotaxis. The transcript has 3 exons.
UCUCCCACAGGUACCAUGAAGGUCUUCGCAGCUGUCUUCACCGUCCUCCUGGCUACUGCUUCCUCCCGCAACCCUGCAUCUGCCUCCCCAUAUGCCUCGGACACCACACCCUGCUGUUUUGCCUCCACCAAGCGCAUAGUGCCCCGUACUCAUGUCCAAGAAUAUUUCUACACCAGCAGCAAGUGCCCCAUGCCAGCGGUCGUCUUUGUCACCCGAAAGAAGCGCCAGAUAUGUGCCAACCCAGAGACAACGUGGGUGCAGGACUACAUCAACUCUUUCGAGAUGAGCUAGAGAGAGGACAUCUUGAACCUGAAAUUGUCCAAGCUUUCCUAUUGCUUCUUCCUCUUGUCCUAAUGGG